Messenger RNA from Drosophila sechellia, 4767 nucleotides. It is a transcript of the gene Ogdh, whose product is annotated as oxoglutarate dehydrogenase Nc73EF. The transcript has 12 exons. Gene Ontology annotation, biological process: tricarboxylic acid cycle. Gene Ontology annotation, cellular component: mitochondrion; oxoglutarate dehydrogenase complex. Gene Ontology annotation, molecular function: thiamine pyrophosphate binding; oxoglutarate dehydrogenase (succinyl-transferring) activity. NCBI's taxonomy places the organism in Eukaryota, Metazoa, Arthropoda, Insecta, Diptera, Drosophilidae. The record is from RefSeq and is a predicted model, not a curated record. The coding region runs from base 194 to 3529 and encodes 1111 amino acids.
CCCGCUCGGCGGUUCGUGAAGAGCAAAUUCGAUUUCUAAAUUUUAUAUUUCACUCUCGAAGGCGGCUGCGUUUGUAUUUUCGCUUCAGUCGACGCGCAGCACUCAGCACGAACAAACGUUUGACGCGUAUCUGCGAGAUACGGAUACGAGUACGACGAGUACAUAUAUUCGUUCUAUUUUGUAAAGCUACAAAAUGCAUAGAGCCCACACAGCCUUCAGCCUGGCCUUGUCGCCGAUGGCGCACAAGAACUUCGCCACAUGGCUGCUCAAGAGCAGCAGCAGUCAGCAGAUGGCCAAGGUAACUGCAGCGGCCGCUGUGCGCACCUACAACUCCGCGGCUGCCGAACCUUUUGCCAACGGCAGCACCGCCUCCUACGUGGAGGAGAUGUACAACGCCUGGCUUCGGGAUCCCACUUCCGUGCACACCUCCUGGGACGCGUACUUCCGCAGCAACAGCUACGUUAGCCCGCCCAACUUGGCGCCCGUGCAGGCCAACACUCUGCCGCUGACCUCCUUUAACUUUGGAGGAGCCGUCGGCGGCGCUGCGCCCGACUCCAAGACCAUUGACGACCAUCUGGCUGUCCAGGCCAUCAUCAGGAGCUACCAGUCACGAGGUCAUUUGGCAUCUGAUCUGGAUCCGCUUGGAAUUUUGACUCGCGAAAAAACCGUCUGCAAGGAUGGGCUAGCACGUCGUGCUAACGAAGAUGUGCUCAGGCAGCACUCUGGGUUUUUGUUUGGCGAGCAGGACAUGGAUCGCCAGUUCAAGCUGCCCAGCACUACCUUCAUCGGAGGCGAUGAGGCUUCGUUGCCCCUAAAGGAAAUCCUGAACCGCCUGGAGAACGUCUACUGUAACAAGAUUGGCGUGGAGUUCAUGUUCAUCAACUCGCUGGAGCAAUGCAACUGGAUCCGCAAGCGUUUUGAGACUCCCGGCGUCCUCAACUUCUCGCCCGAGGAGAAGCGUCUGAUCCUGGCCCGUUUGACCCGUGCCACCGGCUUCGAGGCUUUCCUGGCCAAGAAGUACUCUUCUGAGAAACGUUUCGGUCUGGAGGGUUGCGAGAUCAUGAUCCCAGCCCUGAAGGAGAUCAUCGACGUGUCAACGGAGUUGGGAGUGGAGUCGGUCAUCAUGGGCAUGCCCCAUCGUGGACGUCUUAACACCUUGGCCAACGUGUGCCGCAAGCCCUUGAACCAGAUCUUCACCCAGUUCGCUGGUCUGGAGGCUGCUGAUGAUGGCUCUGGUGAUGUCAAGUACCAUCUGGGUACAUACAUCGAGCGAUUGAACCGCGUUACAAACAAGAACAUCCGGUUGGCUGUCGUGGCCAACCCGUCCCAUCUGGAGGCUGUGGAUCCCGUGGUCCAGGGCAAGACCCGUGCCGAGCAGUUCUACCGUGGCGACCAGGAGGGCAAGAAGGUUAUGUCCAUUUUGAUCCACGGUGAUGCCGCCUUCUGCGGACAGGGCGUCGUCUACGAAACUAUGCAUCUUUCGGAUCUGCCCGACUACACCACACACGGAACUAUCCAUGUGGUGGCCAACAACCAGAUCGGUUUCACCACCGAUCCCCGUUUCUCGAGGUCCUCUCCCUACUGUACGGAUGUGGCUCGUGUCGUCAAUGCUCCUAUUUUCCACGUCAACGCUGACGAUCCAGAGGCCGUGAUGCAUGUGUGCAAGGUGGCUGCUGAGUGGCGUGCCACUUUCCACAAGGAUUGUGUUAUUGAUUUGGUCGGAUACCGCCGCAAUGGACACAACGAGAUCGACGAGCCCAUGUUCACGCAACCCCUGAUGUACCAGAAGAUCCGCAAGCACAAGAACUGUUUGGACCUGUAUGCCGACAAACUGAUCGCCGAGGGCACUGUCACCGGCGAGGAGGUCAAGUCGGUUGCUGCUAAGUACGAGAACAUUUGCGAGGAGGCAUUCGCUCUGGCCAAGACCGAGACCCACGUCAAGUACAAGGACUGGCUCGACUCGCCCUGGUCCGGCUUCUUCGAGGGCAAGGACCCCUUGAAGGUAGCGCCCACUGGAGUCAAGGAGGAGACCCUCAUCCACAUCGGCAACCGCUUCUCGUCGCCGCCACCGAACGCUGCUGAAUUCGUGAUUCACAAGGGUCUAUUGCGAGUGUUGGCCGCUCGCAAGGCAAUGGUGGACGAAAAGGUCGCUGAUUGGGCCUUGGGAGAGGCCAUGGCCUUCGGCUCUCUGCUGAAGGAGGGAAUCCAUGUGCGCCUUUCGGGACAGGAUGUCGAGCGCGGUACCUUCUCGCAUCGCCACCAUGUGCUGCACCACCAGCUGGUCGACAAGGCCACCUACAACUCGCUGCAGCACAUGUACCCAGAUCAGGCGCCCUACUCCGUCUCCAACAGCUCGCUGUCGGAGUACGCAGUGCUUGGUUUCGAGCACGGUUACUCGAUGACCAAUCCCAAUGCCCUGGUGCUGUGGGAGGCUCAGUUCGGAGACUUCAGCAACACUGCUCAGUCGAUCAUCGAUCAGUUCAUCUCCAGCGGUCAGUCAAAGUGGGUGCGCCAAUCGGGUCUGGUGAUGCUCCUGCCCCACGGCAUGGAAGGCAUGGGCCCCGAGCACUCCUCGUGCCGCGUGGAGCGCUUCCUGCAAAUGAGCAGCGACGAUCCCGACUACUUCCCACCAGAGUCCGAUGAGUUCGGAGUGCGACAGCUGCACGACAUUAACUGGAUCGUGGCAAACUGCUCGACGCCCGCCAACUACUACCACAUCCUGCGCCGACAGAUCGCAUUGCCUUUCCGCAAGCCCCUGAUCCUGUGCACGCCCAAAUCGCUGCUGCGUCACCCCGAGGCUAAGAGUCCUUUCAGCGAGAUGAGCGAGGGCAGCGAGUUCCAGCGCAUCAUCCCCGACAACGGCCCCGCCGGCCAGAAUCCCAGCAAUGUGAAGAAGGUCGUCUUCUGCUCGGGCCGCGUCUACUACGAUUUGACCAAGACACGUAGGGAAAAGCAGCUGGAGGGCGAAAUCGCCAUUGUGCGCGUGGAGCAGAUCUCUCCCUUCCCCUUCGAUCUGGUCAAGGAGCAGGCCAACCUGUACAAGAAUGCCGAACUCGUGUGGGCCCAAGAGGAGCACAAGAACCAGGGCAGCUGGACCUAUGUGCAACCUCGUUUCCUCACCGCCUUGAACCACAGCCGCGACGUCAGCCAAAGCGAUGAACAAUCCUCCACCAAUACUACCACUACUACUGAUCAUACUAAUCAUGAAUCCGACACCGAUUCCGAUUCAAAAUCUAAACCGUGGCUGAGUCGCAUGUUCGCCGCCCCGAACUCCGGCGGCGAUCCUAAGGAUCCGGCGCAAAACCUUGGCGGCGACUUCAAUGCCGCCAAGCACUUUGACCUAAAGAAUGUACGACACGAUUUCAAUAGGCCCGCGGGCAUCGCGGCCGCUCCGGGCGCCCGCAUAGCGAAAACCGGACGCAAAAUUAGCUACGUCGGCCGCGCCUGCGGAGCUUCCACCGCCACCGGAUCCAAGGCCCAGCACAUCCGUGAGCUGAACGCGCUGCUCAACGACGCGAUUUCGACCUAAGGAGAUGGGUUUGGAUGGAGAUGAGAUUGGGAUGAAGAUGGAGAUGGAGACGAUGAAUAUUAAUUACUAUUAUAUUUUGUAUUGAAACGUAUGCAGACUCUUUGAUACGAUUUUUUGAUGACAAAAUUGUUAAGAGCAUUGUGUGAAAGUAAUGAAAUGUUAAAUAUUAGUUUAGUGAAAUUACAAGAGCAAACGGCAACCAAGUAACAAAUAACACGAAAUGUUAAGUGUUUAGUAAAGAAUCAAACAAAACGAAAAAGAGCUACAACCACUCACAGCAAGUCUUUAAUGCAAACUAAAGAGCCAAGAUCUAGUAAAUAGCCAACUAACCUAUGCGCAUACAUUUGAAGUGAUGAGAACUCGCAUAGGAGGAGGAUAUCACUAUACUUUCGGAAUGAAUAAAACCCUUUAUAAUCUUAUUUCUUAUUCCUAUGUUUAAUAUUUAUUUUAUUGUAUUAUAUAUAACUAAACUAUCUCAAGCCACUCGAAGUUUUGACACCCUUUAUCGAUCGCAGGCCAAGAAAUCAUUAGUGUUUUUGUUUGCCUAAGUUACACAUUUUUGUUUAAAUAAAUGAACAAGUAUAAUACUUAACAAUGACAAACCAACAGAGCUGUGCUUUAGUUCAUCACCGAUCGAGAAGGCACUAUCAGGGAUAUAGUUCGCGUUUUAUAUACUACCCAGUAAUUUGGACUGGAAGCUUUGAUUACGAUUCUCAACAACAACUUGUGUUUGGAACUAAGCAAAGCGUGUUUUAUUUUUUUGGAUACCCUUUAUGGAGCGCAUCAAAAUGCAGCCAAAAUGCUUUAAUUGUUUUUGAUCCACGGACGGAGUCCAAUCAGGACCCUCUUAAAAAUAUUUACAAAACAAAAUAUAUAUAUACUUAAAAACUAAUAUUGCACUUGUCUCGCACCAAUAUAAGAUAUUGAACUGUAGAGUGAUAAAGCUAAACUUUUCCAAGGAAAACAAUAUGAAAACUAUUUUAUAAAAAGAGAGAACUUAAAGAGAGAGCAUGUGUGUGCGACAUGGUCGAAAAUUUAACUUCAUCUCUAAAUUUUAGUGUUACUACAACCAAAUAUAAAUCACAAAUUUGCACCAAGUAAGUAAGUAGAAUGUUAAAAUCAAAUAUUACACAAGGCAAUGUGAGUUGUCAAGAGCCCUGAUAAGAAAAGAUUUUGGCAAAUAAUGUAAAAUGUGGGGAUAACACGAUUAAAAAGGAAAUAUACAAUUUACUAUUUAA